GGUAAAGGUACUUAACAGGAUUAAUUCUUUCUUAUCGAUGAUUUUUAAGUUAACAGAUAGUUUAUUGAUGACAUUUAGAAAACCAUUUAUGCUGAGAUAAUAUCUAUGUAUACCUAAAGAGUACCUGCUUUUAUGGAGGGAAAACAGUUUUUAAUUUUAAAAACGCAGGGCGCAUCCAGUGACGGAACUAAUGAGUCGAUCAAGAGAAUCGUUUUCCAAUAUUCUUACUUAUACAAUUCUUUUAUGGACUAAAUGUUUUAAAUAACAUUGACGGCAUCGAGGGUUUAUCAAUCGAAUCAUCUAUCAGGAGUAUUCUUACAAAAGGAAGUGUAUUGAAAUCCGUGAAGGCAUUAGCGGGCUCUGAUUACAUCCGAUCUCCAAUGGAUUUGUAAAUCAUCAAAAUUGUGACAUAUAUCUCGGUUGCUGCACGAUUUUUAAUUACUUCUCAUUUUUCGUUGGGUUUGGACUCUAAUGCAUGUUCUAACAUCGAUUUGGAAGUCAGGCCAUAUUCAUAAAAAAGGGAAAUGUAAUACACUUCCACAAGCAUUUCUCCAUUUACUUUUUUCCCUUAAUGACAAAGACGUGGAUUUAGCUCUAAGUAGCUGAGGACAUUAAUAGAGAAAUAUAAAGACGCAGUAUAAGAUAUAUUGGGAUCGUUACCCUGGCAACAGUUACUAAUUGUAACAUAUUAUCGGAUUCCGAGUAAUGGAUCAGGAAAACGAAGACGAGUCGGGGAGGAUGCUAACAGUGGUUAAGGAUGCCACAGACACCAAAAAAUUCUACGAGACAACGGAAAGAAACAGACAAUAUGACGGCGUGGAAGGAAAAGAUGAAAAAGAUCUCCCGCCGGUGUUCAACAAAAGGCUGUUCGUCACUCAGGGAGCAGUCAUUAUCACAAAGGAAGCGAGGCGCAUCAUGACCCGAAAUGCUAGCUGCUCCCCGGAUGAAGAUCCAACUUUAUCUAAGUCAGAAAUGUUGACGAUGCGUUCAGUUGUUGAUGGAUUGAAGUUGAUUCACAAAGGACAGGAUUAUAUUAAAAAUGUCUUGUCUCGGUGUGUGACUUUGGAAACAUAUAAUGCAUUUCAAUAUGUUAAGAAAAAAUCUUGGGAGGACACGUUGUCUUGUUACUACAUAGUCCACGGUGCUGUGGAAGUGACGUAUGAUAUGUCUGCUGCUGGAAACUCCUCUUCUCGGAACGUUUAUCAACCAAAUAUCAUCUAUAGUCAUGGGACUGCGGAAUACCUCGGGAUUGUUAGUGCUGAGGGGCGUGACGAAGACAUCGCACCUCCUGCUACUGUGUAUACGAAGGAAUUGUGUGAAUUUAUUCGUAUAGACAGAGACAGAUUUCAUAGACUGAUUGAAAUUGAGGAAUCUUUAUUGAUGAACGAAAUAAAGCAAUAUUAUAAAUCAGGGUCUAGCAUUCUUUCAAUACUCUCCGAAGACGUACAAGCCAGAAUCCUUCCAAUGAUCCAAAAGCACGAGUACCCCCCAAAUAAAACACUGAUAGAACAAGGCGAGGAGACGGAAUAUCUUUACGUCAUGGUAUCUGGUCGUGUGCAGUGCUAUAGAGAGGUGUACAUCCCAGAGGCGGAUCGGAACAUUGUGUUCUAUAUCUGCUGCAGGGAGAAAGAUGACUAUUUUGGAGAGGAAGGUGUACUGGACCAUGAUGGUAGUUACUGUAGAAUCACAACCACUAGUCACACUAUCUGUUACAGGUUUCACAGAACUGCGCUAAAAGUGGUCAAUUUUGAGAAAUUGGAGCGAAUUCUCCAAGAGAACCGCCAUGAUUUUGUGGACGAGGACGAACUCCGAGAUCGGGGUUAUAAGAACCACAUCUGGAACAACUACAAACACAACAAAGUAAAAGAGUCCCUGAAAGAGAAAGGGAAGCUAAAGUACAUGUGUAAAAUGAGAGAGCACCCAGUAGCAGACAGGCCUCCGAGCGAAGAGGAGCAAAUGACGGAGAAUAUGUAUGGGUUUGUCCUCAAAGGAAGCAGCUUUGAUCCACCCAAAGUUCGAACUUUGUCUUGUCAUUCGAUGUCUCGACCCCACACCGCCCCGCACGUUCUCAUCAACGGGAAGUCGUCAGGGGCGGUGGGGGAUGACAGUGAAAGCGAUUCAGAUUCAGAGUCUUCCGAUGAAGAAACUAAAAAUAGACAACUCAUGACGUCAGAGUUAGCAAAAACCUUGGAUCAACUUUGCACAAAGAAAACUUCUUCAACAAAGAAGGGACGGAAAACGGAAGCAAAUUUAGAUGCCGACAAUAUCAUGAACAUCUUGGACGAUAACAGCGAAAUAGGACGCCAUUUAAAGAAGGCAUGGGAAACUCAAGAGGUCGAACAGCCGGAAAAAGACUCUUUUAUGAAAAAUGGAAUUCUUGCCAUAAUGGGAUCAGAUGAUAUUGUACGUAAAGCAAUGGCGAUGGCAGAAAAAGAAGUUUCGCAUCAGAGGCGGCGAAGAUCUACCAAAAAUGAAGAAGAAUGGAACACAGUAGUUCACGCAGAAAACAACCAGGCUAAGUUUCUGAUAGCUGCCAAUAAACUGAGGAUAAAUAUUCUACGUAAAAAUUUAGCGGCCAUUGAAAAGGAGCGGAAGUUAAACGUUCAAAAAAGAGUCCGCAUUAACAGGAAGCCGUACGUGACAAGUAUAAAAGAAAACGUACAGGAUACUAAAGCAGAACCAUUAAAAGAUAGUCCAAAGAAAAAGUUUUUUCCUGAUAGUUUAAACGGACCAAGUCGUAUAUUACAGGAAGAUGUAGAAAGAGAAGACAAAUCGAAUUUGUUUACCGCAAGAUCCCAGAAAAGAUGGAGGCCUUCCACAGUUAAUAACGAUACAAGCAUACAAAAUCAAGUAAAAAUCGGCAGACCAAGAAGUGCCAUAGUCACGCACAGAGAAGCAAUUGCAUAUAAUGACAAACAACAAAAAAUCAAAUACCAUGGAAAUAGUAGAAUUUUGUACAACAGUACUGCCAAUAUAUCUGCCGUCCCAGAUAAGGGAUCCCCUUCACGUCCAAACAGUUCUAGAAGUAUCAGAAGUCGGUUGUCAAGCUCAUAAUACACUAACAUAUUGUUAACUUAUCUUUGUUGAUAAAUAAAAACAUUCAUUACUAAA
This is a messenger RNA of Saccostrea cuccullata (small rock oyster), 3111 nucleotides long. RefSeq lists its product as uncharacterized. The coding region runs from base 706 to 3054 and encodes 782 amino acids. The transcript is spliced from 15 exons. The record is from RefSeq and is a predicted model, not a curated record. NCBI's taxonomy places the organism in Eukaryota, Metazoa, Mollusca, Bivalvia, Ostreida, Ostreidae.